Messenger RNA from Phodopus roborovskii (desert hamster), 3283 nucleotides. It is a transcript of the gene Tmprss9, whose product is annotated as transmembrane serine protease 9. The transcript is spliced from 18 exons. Lineage: Eukaryota; Metazoa; Chordata; Mammalia; Rodentia; Cricetidae. The record is from RefSeq and is a predicted model, not a curated record. The coding region runs from base 1 to 3276 and encodes 1091 amino acids. Gene Ontology annotation, biological process: proteolysis. Gene Ontology annotation, molecular function: protein binding; serine-type endopeptidase activity.
AUGGAGCGCACUGCACCUGACCUACAACUCAUGCCAGUGAUGACAAAGGACGUCCAUGUCCCAGCUCUGGACUCUGGCUGCUGUCGAACAGCUGUCACCACAGUUGUGGCUGUUAGUACAGUUGUCCUUACCCUGGGAGUCCUUUUGGGCUUCCUCUCUGCACAGAGAGUGCAUGUGGGGCACACAGCACAGUUGCACGGGAUCCAGUUCACCAGCUCUCUUCAGCAGGAGACCUCCGACUACUACCGUGUGCUCACACCUGCUCUGCAGACACUGUUUGUGAGCAGUUUCCACAAAACAGAGUUGGAAUCAAGCUGUGCAGGCUGUACAGUGCUCAGUUACAGGGAUGGGAAUUCCAGCGUAUUUGUGAAUUUCCGGCUCCACUUUCUGCUCCGAGCCCUCCAGCCACUGAGCCUGGACCAGGAGGAGGACAUCUUGCAGAAAGGUAUCCAGGCAAGGCUUCAGGGACAUGGUCUUCCCCUGGCUGCCUACGGCACCAUCAUGUCAGUGGAGCUCACAGGUAGGUGGGUGGGUGGUCCAGUAUCUGAGAAGGACUUGAAGUCAGGCCGCUGUCCUGGAAACGCCUUCUCCUGUGACAACAAUCAGUGUGUGAGCAAAGCAAACCCGGAGUGUGACAACAGGGUGGACUGCUCUGAUGGGUCUGACGAGGCUCAAUGUGACUGCGGCUGGCAGCCAGCCUGGAGGUCGGCGGGCAGGAUUGUGGGUGGCGUGGAGGCGGCCCCCGGGGAGUUCCCCUGGCAGGUCAGCCUUCGAGAAAACCAUGAACACUUCUGCGGGGCCACCAUCAUCGGGGCCAGGUGGCUGGUGUCUGCUGCCCACUGCUUCAAUGAAUUCCAGGACCCUGCGCAGUGGGCUGCCCAGGCAGGCAGCGUGCACCUGAGCGGCUCUGAGGCCAGUGCUGUGCGUGCCCGCGUGCUCCGCAUCACCAAGCAUCCCGCCUACAACGCUGACACUGCGGACUUCGACGUGGCGGUGCUGGAGCUGGCUCACCCACUGCCCUUUGGCCACUACGUGCAGCCUGCCUGCCUCCCCGCCGCCACGCACGUCUUCCCGCCGCGCAAGAAAUGCCUGAUCUCUGGCUGGGGGUACCUGAAAGAGGACUUUUUGGUGAAGCCGGAGGUCCUCCAGAAAGCCACAGUGGAAUUGCUGGACCAGAACUUAUGUGCCAGCCUGUACGGCCACUCGCUCACCGACAGGAUGGUGUGUGCCGGCUACCUAGACGGCAAGGUGGACUCCUGCCAGGGUGACUCGGGGGGACCCCUGGUCUGCGAGGAGCCAUCCGGAAGAUUUUUCCUGGCUGGCAUCGUGAGCUGGGGGAUCGGCUGUGCGGAAGCGCGGCGACCAGGGGUCUACACCCGCGUCACCCGGUUGCGGGACUGGAUCUUGGAAGUGACCAGCACGGCUGUGGUCCCCACAGCGGCUUCUGCGCCCGUUGCCCCAAGCACUCCCUGGCCGACCAGCCCCGAAACCUCUGCCAAUCCUACUGCUGCCCGCAGCACUGCACCACACCCCAGCACUGCGGCCAAGCCACAAGAGUGUGGGGCCAGGCCUGCCAUGGACAAGCCCACUCGCAUUGUGGGUGGGCUCAGCGCUGUAUCUGGGGAGGUGCCCUGGCAGGCCAGCCUGAAGGAAGGAUCCAGACAUUUCUGUGGAGCCACCGUGGUGGGUGACCGCUGGCUGCUGUCCGCCGCUCAUUGUUUCAACCACACCAAGGCAGAGCAGGUGCAAGCUCACCUUGGCACCGCGUCCCUGCUGGGUGUCGGCGGGAGCCCUGUGAAGCUGGGACUGCGAAGGGUGUUCCUGCAUCCCCAAUACAACCCAGGCAUCUUGGACUUUGAUGUGGCCUUGCUGGAGUUAGCACGGCCACUGGUCUUCAACAAGUACAUCCAGCCCAUCUGUCUCCCCUUGGCCAUCCACAAGUUCCCUGUGGGCCGGAAGUGUAUGAUCUCAGGCUGGGGCAACACACAGGAGGGAAAUGCCACCAAGCCCGACAUCCUGCAGAAGGCGUCUGUGGGCAUCAUAGAGCAGAAGAUGUGUGGUGCCCUGUACAAUUUCUCCCUCACGGACCGUAUGCUCUGCGCUGGCUUCCUGGAAGGCAGAGUUGACUCCUGCCAGGGUGACUCUGGUGGCCCCCUGGCAUGUGAAGAGACACCCGGUGUCUUUUACCUGGCUGGCAUCGUGAGCUGGGGCGUUGGCUGUGCUCAAGCUAAGAGGCCCGGCGUAUAUGCACGUAUCACACGCCUCAAGGACUGGAUCCUGAAGGCCAUGUCCUCAGGCCCCAGCUCCACACUUUGCCCCCACACCUCCAGCACACAGCUUAUCCCUAACCAGCCCUCCAGAACCACAGCUGCUGGCCUCACUGUCCAAGAGGCCACCACCAGCAGACCUGCGACCCCCAGGGGCACCAGCAGGGUGACUACUAAACCACUCAACACGACACUGUCUGCCAGGAGCACCACUACGAGGGGACAGACACCAGCUGCAAAUGCCCUGAGCACCACCGCAUAUUCCCAGCUGCCAGCCUGCGGCCUGGCGCCCCCUGGGGCCCUGACCCGGAUCGUGGGAGGCAGCACAGCCUCGCGUGGGGAGUGGCCCUGGCAAGUGAGCCUGUGGUUGCGGCACAGGGAGCAUCGCUGUGGGGCUGUACUGGUGGCUGAGAGGUGGCUUCUGUCAGCGGCCCACUGCUUUGACAUAUAUGGUGACCCUAUGCAGUGGGCAGCUUUCCUGGGCACCCCAUUCUUGAGCGGCGCUGAGGGCCAGCUGAAACGCGUGGUGCGCAUCUACCGCCACCCAUUCUACAACCUUUACACGCUGGACUACGACAUAGCGCUGCUGGAGUUGGCGGGUCCUGUGCGACGUAGCCGCCUGGUGACACCCAUCUGCCUGCCAGGGCCUGCGCGGCCCCCCGAAGGCGCGCGCUGCGUCAUCACUGGCUGGGGUUCUCUUCGUGAGGGAGGCUCCAUGGCUCGGCAGUUGCAGAAGGCAGCAGUUCGCAUCCUCAGUGAGCAGACGUGUAGGCGCUUCUACCCUGUGCAAAUUAGCAGCCGUAUGCUGUGUGCAGGUUUCCCACAGGGCGGCGUGGACAGCUGCUCGGGUGAUGCAGGGGGACCCCUGGCCUGCAGGGAGCCAUCUGGCCAGUGGGUGCUAACUGGGGUCACCAGUUGGGGCUAUGGCUGUGGCAGGCCCCACUUUCCAGGUGUCUACACUCGAGUGGCUGCCGUGCUAGGAUGGAUAGGCCAGAACAUCCAGGAGUGACCGUCGU